Molecule: messenger RNA, 2336 nt
Organism: Phragmites australis (common reed)
Lineage: Eukaryota; Viridiplantae; Streptophyta; Magnoliopsida; Poales; Poaceae
Product: argininosuccinate lyase, chloroplastic-like
Exons: 7
Coding region: 118-2316 (732 amino acids)
Cellular component (GO): cytosol
Molecular function (GO): argininosuccinate lyase activity
Source: RefSeq, a predicted model, not a curated record
AAGCGUGACAAAAAACGCCUCAAACCUACAACUCCGCCAACACCAUCAGGGACGCACGGCAACUCCGAGCUCCUGUGUUCUAGCGCCCUACCCCCACCCCACACUCGUCCAGCAGCCAUGUCGACGACCCCUCGCGGCCGGUCGUCCCACCGCCGCACCCGGUGCAAGUGCGCCGGGGGCAACGGGGACCGCGCCAAGACGUGCUGCUUCAACCCGCUAAGGUCCUUCUUCCCGUGCCCCGGCCGCGGCCGCGGGCGCAGCCGCAGCAGGCAUCGGCGCCAGCGGACGCCGUCCAGGGUCCGUGACGUCGCGCCGGCGACCGGCGGCGCCCAGCUGCAGCAAAGCCAGGAGGAGGAGCCGUCCUUCUUAGUCUACGCCAUGCAGAACCAGGGCGGUGGUAUUGGCGGCGUUGAGCACAAGAAAAAGCACAGGAAGCCGCACAUAUCGCCCUUCGGCUCGUGCUUCCGCAGGAAGAAGAAGGAGCGGAAGGGCAAAGCAGCUGCGGUGACUGUGAACGCCCGGCGCCCGGCGCUCACGCCGGCGUCGUCGUUGCUGACGCACCCGCCACGCUCCGCGUCGCCGGAGAAGGCGCAAGACGUGGCCCCGUCCGUGACGCAGCCACCUUCUCCUGCGCCUACUGAGAACGGCAGCAUUAACUUGCCGGCGCCGCCAGGCCGGCAACCGGCCACACCGAGGGCGGGCAAGCAGUCGCCGUUCGUGCCGCAGAUGCAGAAUCCGAAGCAGGUGGAGGGGCUGGAGAUCGUCGAGAUGGCGACGGGCGAACGGCUGUCAACGCACGAUUUCGAGCUCAUCGAGAUGGUUGGCAGCUCAGCCGACAACUCUGCGGAGUCGUCACUGGAGUACGUCAAUGAGCCGCCGCCGCAGGCAGCAGCGAAAUGGACGGUGGCGGCCGCGGAAGUGGUGAAAGCCAGGGAGCUGCCAAGUCUGUGGCCUAAUGGCAAAUCCGUCGAGUCCCGGGCACGAGAGCGGUUUGCCGAGCCCCUUGUGGCAGCGGAGGCAGAGGAGCUUUGGGUGCACGACAUCGCGUGCAGCCGCGUACACGCGGUCAUGCUCGCCGAGAUGGGUUUGAUAACGACAGGUGAUAGGGAUAUCAUCAUAGAGGGGCUCGAUCAGAUUGAGAGGCUGAUCCAAGAAGGUAAGUUUGAGUGGAGAAAGGACCAGGAGGAUGUUCAUAUGAACAUUGAAGCUGCUCUGAUUGAGCGGGUUGGUGAGCCGGCCAAGAAGCUGCAUACAGCUAGGAGCCGCAAUGACCAAAUUGUGACCGAUCUCAGGUUGUGGUGUUGUGAUGCUAUUGACAAGAUUUUGAUUCGCAUCAAACAGUUUCAGGUGUCUCUAGUUAUGUUGGCUUCAAAAUAUGUUGACUUAAUAGUCCCUGGAUAUACUCAUCUGCAGAGGGCACAACCUGUUUUGCUGCCACAUCUUCUCUUAUCAUAUGUUGAACAGUUGGAGCGUGAUGCUGGUCGGCUGGUCAACUGCAGGGAGCGAGUGAAUUUCUGCCCUCUUGGUGCUUGUGCUUUGGCUGGAACUGGACUUCCCAUUGAUAGGUUUAAAACCGCUAAAGAUUUGAAGUUUACGGCUCCGAUGAAGAACAGCAUUGAUGCAGUAUCAGACCGUGACUUUGUAUUGGAGUUUCUUGCUGCCAAUUCAAUUGCUGCUGUUCAUCUUUCGCGAAUCGGUGAAGAAUGGGUUUUGUGGGCGUCAGAGGAGUUCGGGUUCCUGACACCAAGUGACUCAGUUUCAACAGGAAGCAGCAUAAUGCCACAGAAGAAAAAUCCGGAUCCAAUGGAGCUUGUUCGUGGGAAAUCUGCUAGGGUGGUUGGAGAUCUCAUGACUAUCCUAAUCCUCUGUAAAGGCCUUCCACAGGCCUACAACCGUGAUCUUCAGGAAGACAAGGAACCAUUGUUUGAUAGUGUCAAGGCCAUAUUAGGAAUGCUUGAAGUAUGCACGGAGUUUGCCCAAAAUAUCUCUUUUAAUUCGAAAAGAAUACAAAGUUUCCUGCCUGCCGGUUACCUGGAUGCAACGACGCUAGCAGAUUAUCUUGUGAAGAAGGGUGUUCCAUUCAGAACUUGUCACGAGAUAGUUGGAAGGUCUGUAGCUCUAUGCGUCUCGAAGAACUGUCUACUGGCUGAACUUGAACUAGAUGACCUAAAAGCUGUUCACCCUGUGUUUGAGACUGACGUAUACGAGUAUUUGGGAGUUGAAAACGCCGUAAACAAGUUCGUAUCUUACGGCUCCACUGGUCCAGAACAAGUAAAAAAGCAGCUUGAGGAUUGGCGCAUCCAGCUCGGGAUCUAAGGAUUGUCAUGGACGAAUAA